AUGGCCGCGCCGUCUGGUUUCGGAUUCGGCAAUACAGGACCGCAAUCUUCUUCGCAGGCAGUGUUUGCUUUUGGUUCAAGAGUUUCACAGGCUGCCCCUCCUUCGGCCAGUGAUGAUAUUGACGACAUCACGGCUCUUACUCACAGCAUGAAUCAGGUUAGCAUCAUCAACUCAACGCCGCCUUCUGUUGCUCUGCGACAUGUCAUUCAGAAGCUGCUUGCUCAGAAACAAAGCACCCUUCAGUUCAAGAGCAUCCUCAUUCAAGUGCUGGAUAUGAGCAUAGUCAAAGUCGAUGAAAUCGUGGGUGAACUGGAGGCUAUCGAGCUUCCAAGUGAAGAGCAAAUGGCUGCUGGGUCACGCAGGAGGAAAACAAACAUUGGGCCUGUAGCAGCCUAUGAUGAGCCAGAAGAGAUGUUAAUGAUUGACUACAACUUCACUGAGGUUUUUACUCCUGAAAAUAAUCUCAGCUUUGUUGAAGAGGUAAACAAAAAAGUUUCUGACCAGAAUGUCAAGAACUUCAGCCAGCAAAUUCAUCCAACAUGGCUGAGGAACUGGUUUGUAAGAGAGAAUUCAAGAAAGCAUAGAGCUUUCUUUCUCAAGUUGAUGCUCUUCCUUGCUAAGAAUGAUUAUCAGAAUUAUAUCCCGACGACCAUGUCAACCAUCAUUUACAAAGACGAGGACAUCAUCCCUUUGAUUGUUACUUAUGUGACAGCCAAUGGCAUCAUCUUUCAUCAUCUCUGUCGCUCUGCUUUGAAGGAGAUGGAGAGCAAAGGCAUCACGCUCAGCUCUCUAGACCUCGAAAGAGCUCUUGUUGAGAUUAAGAACCGCGUCGAUACAGGCCAGAUUACAACGCCGGGCUCUACUUCUUCUCGCCAGUUGCGCUCUGCCUCGAAAGGAGGACAGAGGCUGAGGUAUGAUGAGAGCAGGGACAGGGACAGGGAGGACGAUCAGGGGGCUCUAUCUCUGGGAGACAUCGCUGACCUAAACAACUUCCAAUAUGAGGGGAGCGACCUCUUCUGCCAUGUGCUGGACAAGCAUGAAAAUGAGGAGGAGUUGUGCAGCUCAAUAUCCUUCGACUCUUCUCAUCUUGCAGCCAACCUUUCCGCAUUAGCUGAUGAGACUGCCGGAGUGUCGAGCUGGCAAGCUGAUGUAGUAUCGGAGGUUGCGCUCAGCUCGACAAGGUUUGACAAAGUGAAUGAGGAGAUUGCGGGGGCAGAGGAAGCCUUCUAUCCUCCGACAACGUUUGAGACCGGAUGCAAAGCGUCUCCGUAUUUCCAUGUAGAGGAGGAUGAAGACCAUCUUGAAGAGGAAAGCGAGGCAGAUGCUGCUGCUGCCGACGAUGACAGCGAUGAUGACAAGGAGAAGCAGGUUGAGCAGAUUCAGAGUGUUGGAACAAAUUUUCGAAGAGCAGAAGAUUUGGAGAUCUCUGAGAUACUGGAGACUGUGAUGGCAAUAGAGGAGCUGACCAGUGAAAUGGAGGGAAUUGAGUGUAUGCUGCAACAUCCUCACAGCCAGCAGCUGCUACUCACCCUCUGUCGCGCCGUUCGCGUCAUGGCAGAUGAUGAGAUGAUGAGACAUCGCACCAAGGCUUCGGAGGAAGAGGAGAGCAAGCAGGGUGAGGCAAGCAGGCAGAAUAAUCAGAUAUCCCAAGGGAAGAACGGGGCGGAAGAAGGAGAGGGGGAUGGUUGGACGAGAAACAUGAGAAGAAAUUGCUGUCAAUUCGCUCUCGAUGCGCUUUGCAACACCUCGAUGACUCGACAAGGAAGGGCCUGGAUGAUUGCAAACUUACAAGACCCUCGUCAACUUCUCCUGGACUUGUGA
This is a messenger RNA of Guillardia theta CCMP2712, 1821 nucleotides long. RefSeq lists its product as hypothetical. NCBI's taxonomy places the organism in Eukaryota, Cryptophyceae, Pyrenomonadales, Geminigeraceae. The record is from RefSeq and is a predicted model, not a curated record. Bases 1 to 1821 code for a protein of 606 amino acids. The transcript is spliced from 4 exons.